AUGCCCCCACGCGACCGCGCUGCCGAUGAGUCCUCGCGCGGCUCCAGAGACAGCGGGAGGGGGAGACCCCGGCGGAGGCGGACACCCCCCGCGAAAGAGGCCGCGCGCAGCCUGGGCGCCUUCAUGUUCGGCCUCUUCCUGGCUUCCCUUUAUGGCGGCACGGCUCUCUUCGUGCAGAACUACAGCCUGCGCUUCAGCCUGGUCACCACCAUACUCCUGGCUGCCUUCUGUGCCUUCGGCAUGGGCCUCUCACUCCGCCUGCGCUCCACUGUGCUGCUCAUGCUGCCCAUGUUGUGCUCCAAGAGUGGAAAGAACUUCCUGCUCUUCCUCAUCUUCUCCCUGGUCGUCCAGGGACCUCUGGCCAACACGCUGAAGAACUUUGACCGUGCUGCCGCAAGCAUGGCCUGCGGGGCAGAGCUCACCAUGAACCAGACCCAGCAGCUGAUGAACAGGGCCGUUGCUCCUGUGCUGUCUGUGCUAAGUAAGAUGAAGCAGAUUACAAGGAAUGCAUAUUCACUUUCUGGAAGAGUUGAGACAUUCAUGAGUUCAUUGACACAAUCCGUCAGACACGUGGCCCGUGUCCUGAGGAACGUCCUCUACUUCAUGGUCAAUAUUGGAGAAGUGUGCAAUAACCAACUAGGCACGCCCUACCAGAAGUGCUCCAGGGUCUUCACCGAUGCUUACAACAAUUGCAAGGAACUUCUGAACAUAUUCGCACCCUUGUGCGACAUUGUAGACGUCUUUCGACCUCUGUGUGAUCUCGCAAAAGUUUUACAGGUGUUUUGCAUCAUUCCGUCAUAUAUCGCGGACCAGAUAAAGGCCAAAAUAGCUGAACCGACCAUCACUGCAUUUGAGAAGAUGAGAGAGGAAUUUGAAUUCAACAUCUCUGCAUCAGUGCACGCUGAUGUGCAGUUAAACAGCAGCCAUUCGAUCCAGGAAAUAUCUCAACAGAUUAUGAAUGAGGUCACCAUGGAGGUGUCACACGUGCAGGAGAUGCUGGGGCUCCUGAGCUAUGUCAGUCUCUUUCUUCUGCUGCUCAUGUAUUUGCAGGCUGUCCUGUAUAAAGAAAAGUUCCUCAACCAGGAUGACUUUGAUAACAUCUAUAUCACUGACCAGCUUGUGGAAAUGGACCUUAAGAGAUGCAGACAAGGCAGGAUUUCCCUGUUGCCCUUAAACGAGAAAGAGGCCAUCACUUACAUCUGUCCCUGUUCUUUGUAUCUCACCGAUAAGGAGAGGCAGGCCACCGCGCUCAGCGGAUUAUCUAUCCUCAGACACAUUGCUGUUGGAGGCCUUGUGGUGGCCCUGGACCUAGUGGUCUUCUGGAUGUUUGACAUCGUGUACUACUUAGUUCAGGGUGACAUUGUGGCCAGAGCUCCUCUUUCGGUGGUGGUGCAAGUGAACGGGUCUGGCUAUGCCUUGGACAUCUUCAAGGACCUUUUGUCCUCGUUCGAUAUUCUGCAGAAGAGCAACAUCACUGUCAUUAGCAAGAAGUGUGUGAUGAAACCCUUUGAGCCAGACUACAUUCUGUACAUGUUUAUAGGUCUCCUUUAUGGUCUUUCAUUGUUUAUUGCUGUUGCUGGUAGCUACAUCAUGCGAUUUAGAAGGUUUGUCUGUGCCAGUUACUACCCCGAACGAGAAAAGGAGAGAAUCUGCGUCCUAUAUAACCACAUUCUCAUCCAGCGAGAAUCCCUGAGGAAGGCUUUGCUGAAGUCCGUUGCUCGGAGAAGAGCUGAUUGGGAGCAGAGCAGCCCACUCCGAGCACUUACCAUCUGCCUUCCAGAAGGGUCCCGCAUAGCACGCUUCUUCAUAGCCUCUGGUGUUUCCUGCAUGGCCUGUGGACUGGCAGCAGAGUCGAAGGACAGCCCAAAUAUUUUCACCUGCAGCACUCCACAUUGCACCGGCUUAUAUUGUCUCCCGUGCUAUAAGAGCAUUGGAAGCGUAUGUGCUGUUUGCAUGGGACCUUUGGCCUUUCAAGAAGAUGCAGAGGAGGAGAUAGACUCCAGUGAUGACCAGCAACUAGACCUGUGGACUGCAGCCCUGAAAACCAUGACGCACACCGGCCAGGACAAGUGCAAGAAGAAGCUGCUGAAGAGGAGAAUCAGAGAGGCCCUGAGGCGGAGACCAGACAGUCCCGAUGACAAAAACCUGCAGCUAUGUAAUAGGAGGAUAAGGCAGGAGAGCACUUCCAGUGACAGUGACACUGACAGCAACAUCAGUGUCCAGAGCAGCACUGACACCAGUGAGCCCAGCAUGACCUACCAGGAGCAUCCGGCGUGGGAAAACUCUGAGUCCAGUGACCACGACCCCUACACUUUCCUAGAAGUUUGCAGGCGCAGGGAGAAGGAGAUACAGAUCGAAGGCAGUGAUUCGUCCUGCUCGCUUGAAAGCAACACAUCCUCUGAGAGCGGACAUCUGCACGUGGUCAUGGUUCACAGCCCUAUGACACAGGAGCCUUCAGCCAAAGCACUGCAAGUCCAAACUGCAAGAGAUACUGCAGCCUCCUCUGGCGGAAGCAGAUUGCUGGACUCUUGUCCAGCUCCACUGGAAAUUGAAAUGGUUUCGAUUAACUGCAUUUCUGAGUAA
Molecule: messenger RNA, 2583 nt
Organism: Scleropages formosus (Asian bonytongue)
Lineage: Eukaryota; Metazoa; Chordata; Actinopteri; Osteoglossiformes; Osteoglossidae
Gene: dcst2
Product: DC-STAMP domain containing 2
Exons: 15
Coding region: 1-2583 (860 amino acids)
Cellular component (GO): membrane
Source: RefSeq, a predicted model, not a curated record